GAACGCCACUCUGAUUGACUGAUAUCGGGGGUUGUCCUCUCUAUCACAACGACGCGCUGAUAGGCUGUUACCACCUGGGUCAUACACAUGUGCAGAGUGCAUGGAACCUUUCGCUGCAGGCACACAGUUGUCUCGUAUCGCUACUUCGCUAACUGUUCACUCGUCAGUCACUGAAUGUGAAUCAAAUCACAAUGGCAUACAGGCUGGUAAAAGAAAGGUGGACAGGGAAAACCGACGUUUCAAGGAAGAAUGGACAGAGCAAUAUGUUUUCAUCCUACCUACUGCAAGUACCAGACCAAUGUGUCUAAUAUGCAACAGUACUGUUGCUCUGGUGAAAAGUGAAAAUCUGAAACGUCACUAUCUGAAAGAGCACCGCGAAUUUGAAGACAUUUCCUCAUGAUUCAGAGCUAAGAAAAAAAGAAAUAAUGAGGCUGAAAAAGUCAUAUGAAACAUCAAGCAAGAUUUUUGUUAAAUCUAUGACACAGCAACAAAUAGCAACAGAGUGCUCACUCAGAGUGGCAUGGAAGAAGAGAAGCCAUUCUCUGAUGCAGAAAUAAUUAAAGAAUGCUUGACUGAAGUGAUGGGUGCCAUGUUUGAAGGCAAAGAAAAGGAGGAAAUGACAGCUAAAAUAAAUCAAAUCCCACUCUCUGAUGCCACAGCUACCAGACAUACUGAAAUACUGGCUGGUGAUUUGUCCAAGCAGCUUUGUGAUGGAAUAAAAAACGCAGAGUGCAUAUCCCUAGCAGUGGAUGAGUCCACUGACACCACUGACAAAAUGCUCAGUUGUUGGUGUUUGUGAGGUAUUAUGAUGAGGAAAAGAGGGAGUUUAUUGAAGAUGUUUUGGGCCUGGCAAACCUCAGUAGACAAACAAGGGGAGAAGACAUCUAUAAAGCAAUAUCAGAAAUGCUGAAUGAAAAAGGGAUAGAUCUGAAGAAAGUUGUGUCCAUUGCUACUGAUGGAGCUCCAGCCAUGUUGGGGAGAGAGAAGGGACUGGUUCCGCGUCUGAGAGAACACCACCCUGGCCUGAUAUAUUAUCACUGCAUAAUCCACCAGUCUGUCCUUUGUGCAAGUCUUGGAGAAGUGUACUCUGAAAUCAUGACAACAAUGAUGAAACUCAUAAACUUCUUGAGAGCAUCAUCUGCACUGCAGCACCGCUUGCUGCGCACAUUCCUAACAGAGGUAGAUGCUGCUUUUGAUGAUUUGCUCGUGCACAACAACGUCAGAUGGCUGAGCAAAGGCAGGGUCCUGGAGCGUUUUUGGGCCGUUAGAGAAGAGCUGCAAGUGUUUCUGUCCCAGCAAAAUAGCGCAAAAGCAAAACAGUUCCUGGAAUUUCUGCAAAAUGCUGGGAAAAUGGAAGCUGUGGCAUUUUUGGCUGAUAUAACCUCCCAUCUCAAUGACCUAAGUCUCAAGCUACAGGGGAAGAAGAACACAGUGUGUGAGCUGAUGUCAGAAGUCCGUUCCUUCCAGAGGAAGCUGGAGGUUUUCAAAAGUGACAUACAGGAGGAACUGCUCCACUUCCCCAAACUUCUGGAACUGACCAAAGGAGAGGGAGAUCAUCAGUGCCAUUUGGAAUUCUUGGAAAAACUCAUUGCAAAUUUCAAGACUCGCUUUGAUGGCUUCAUUUUGGGAAAACAAGUCCUGCUGUUCAUUGAAAACCCAUUCCUGAUCAGAAAUGUGAGUGCGUUCUCUGCAGAAGCAAAAUAAGUCUUCCCAUGGGCCAGAGCUGCUUCACUGCAGACUGAGCUCAUUGACCUCCAAGAAAGUGUCGCACUGAAAGAGGCUCAGUGUGACGCCAUCACCUUCUGGUCAAAGCUGGUCAUUCCUUCCAAGUUCCCUCUGCUGCAUAAGAUGGCCUGUCACAUCCUCACAAUGUUUGGCUCAACAUACAGCUGUGAGUCUGCCUUCUCUACAAUGAACAUUGUGAAGAACAAGUACCGCAGCAGACUGACCAAUGAACACCUGGAUCAGUGUCUCCGCCUGGCCAUCACACCUUUUGUGCCAAAGUUCAAAGUCUUGGCUUCAACCCCAAGAGCCCAAUUCUCCCAUUGAGCAGCUGUGUUUUACACAAUGGGGAUGUACUGUACCAUAGUUAUAUUUGCACAUGAAUGAGAUCUGUUGAGGUCAUUUGUUUACCAGGGAUAGGAGGGUUGUGUUUAAAAGUAUUUAUUUUUUGUUAAAACUGAAAGUUUUAUUUAAGUUCUUAUUUAUUUUUGUUUCAAAGAAAAUCUUUCAUGUAUUUUAUUGGAUAUUUAUUUUAUUUUUGUUAAUUUUAAGAAAAUGUUAAACUACUACCUACCUCCUGCUACUAUAUAAGCUUGACCGAUAAUAAACGGACCCAGCCUGUUUCAAAAAAACAUUUGUGGACCUUCAAGAUUUGUACUUGAGGAC
Nerophis lumbriciformis (worm pipefish) is the source of this 2388-nucleotide messenger RNA. RefSeq names its product general transcription factor II-I repeat domain-containing protein 2-like. NCBI's taxonomy places the organism in Eukaryota, Metazoa, Chordata, Actinopteri, Syngnathiformes, Syngnathidae. The record is from RefSeq and is a predicted model, not a curated record.